AUGCAUGUUGCUCUCCAUGUUGGCAUCCAUGUUGCUCUCCAUGUUAGCACAUGCAUGUUGGUCUUCAUGUUGGCACACCAAUUAUUUACCGCUAGUGUUAAUGGCACUAGUAUUACUGCUAGUGUUAAUGGCACUAGUAUUACCGCUAGAGUUAAUGGCACUAGUAUUGCUGCUAGUGUUAAUGGCACCAGUAUUACUGCUAGUGUUAAUGGCACUAGUAUUACUGCUAGUGUUAAUGGCACUAGUAUUGCUGCUAGAGUUAAUGGCACUAGUAUUACCGCUAGAGUUAAUGGCACUAGUAUUACUGCUAGAGUUAAUGGCACUAGUAUUACCGCUAGAGUUAAUGGCACUAGUAUUACUGCUAGUGUUAAUGGCACUAGUAUUGCUGCUAGAGUUAAUGGCACUAGUAUUGCUGCUAGUGUUAAUGGCACCAGUAUUGCUGCUAGAGUUAAUGGCACUAGUAUUACCGCUAGAGUUAAUGGCACUAGUAUUACUGCUAGUGUUAAUGGCACUAGUAUUGCUGCUAGAGUUAAUGGCACUAGUAUUACUGCUAGAGUUAAUGGCACUUGUAUUACCGCUAGAGUUAAUGGCACUAGUAUUACUGCUAGAGUUAAUGGCACUAGUAUUGCUGCUAGAGUUAAUGGCACUAGUAUUACUGCUAGUGUUAAUGGCACUAGUAUUGCUGCUAGAGUUAAUGGCACUAGUAUUACCGCUAGAGUUAAUGGCACUAGUAUUACUGCUAGUGUUAAUGGCACUAGUAUUGCUGCUAGAGUUAAUGGCACUAGUAUUGCUGCUAGUGUUAAUGGCACCAGUAUUACUGCUAGUGUUAAUGGCACCAGUAUUACUGCUAGUGUUAAUGGCACCAGUAUUACUGCUAGUGUUAAUGGCACUAGUAUUACUGCUAGUGUUAAUGGCACUAGUAUUACUGCUAGUGUUAAUGGCACUAGUAUUACUGCUAGUGUUAAUGGCACUAGUAUUACUGCUAGUGUUAAUGGCACUAGUAUUACUGCUAGUGUUAAUGGCACUAGUAUUACUGCUAGUGUUAAUGGCACUAGUAUUACUGCUAGUGUUAAUGGCACUAGUAUUGCUGCUAGAGUUAAUGGCACUAGUAUUGCUGCUAGUGUUAAUGGCACUAGUAUUGCUGCUAGAGUUAAUGGCACCAGUAUUACCGCUAGAGUUAAUGGCACUAGUAUUACUGCUAGUGUUAAUGGCACUAGUAUUACUGCUAGUGUUAAUGGCACCAGUAUUACCGCUAGUGUUAAUGGCACCAGUAUUACCGCUAGUGUUAAUGGCACCAGUAUUACUGCUAGUGUUAAUGGCACCAGUAUUACCGCUAGUGUUAAUGGCACCAGUAUUACUGCUAGUGUUAAUGGCACCAGUAUUACCGCUAGUGUUAAUGACACCAGUAUUACCGCUAGUGUUAAUGGCACCAGUAUUACUGCUAGUGUUAAUGGCACCAGUAUUACCGCUAGUGUUAAUGGCACUAGUAUUACCGCUAGUGUUAAUGGCACCAGUAUUACCGCUAGUGUUAAUGGCACCAGUAUUACCGCUAGUGUUAAUGGCACCAGUAUUACCGCUAGUGUUAAUGGCACCAGUAUUACUGCUAGUGUUAAUAGCACUAGUAUUACUGGUAAUAUUACUACUUGA
Molecule: messenger RNA, 1647 nt
Organism: Procambarus clarkii (red swamp crayfish)
Lineage: Eukaryota; Metazoa; Arthropoda; Malacostraca; Decapoda; Cambaridae
Source: RefSeq, a predicted model, not a curated record